UUUUAUCUGGAAGCGAAGCUUUGUUCUGUCGUUUCACUCACAGAAACCACAAGACUGAUCUCAGACAUCGCAGAAACGAAAGAGAAAAAAAGAGACGAUGUCUGUGUCUCUGACCAACCCUUGUCUUCGAUUCCCCAAAGCUUCCGUUUCGUCAAGAACCCUAAAUUUCAAUAGAGUUCUUCCUCAGCAUCUCCAAAGGCCCCUUUUUUAUUCAUCCAGAUUAAGAUUUACACCAAACCCAUUUCAGAAUAACCGAAACCCAAGAUUCUUCAAGUGUUUGUCUCAGAAAGUAUCUGAUGAAACUAUAGAAAGACAAGAAGUAGUGGAACAAGAAGAAGAAAAAGGCGAGCUGGUCGAGUUCGAGAGGCUUUUCUCUAAUCUUAACCAAGCAACACUGAAACGAGAACCAGGAAGCUUGUCCAGUGCAAUUUUCUUGGUUGCCGGCACUACUGUAGGUGCGGGAAUACUCGCGAUUCCUGCAGUAACACAAGAAUCUGGAUUUCUGGCUUCUGCUGUCGCUUGCAUUCUUUGCUGGGUUUUCAUGGUUGUAACAGGUCUGCUUGUUGCUGAAGUGAAUGUGAACACCAUGUGUGAGUUGGGUUCUGGAGGGGUAUCUCUGGUGUCAAUGGCGAAGAGGACUCUUGGCUCGGCCGGAGUUCAAGUCGCUUGUUGGUCGUACAUUUUCAUUCAUUACGCGCUUCUAGUUGCGUAUAUUGCUCGAUCUUCUGACAUCCUCACAAACUUUCUCGGCAUCCCCACGUGGGAGAGUGCAACUCUCUUCUCGUUGGUUUUAGGAGGCAUUUGCUUCUUCGGAAGCCAGCGAUUCAUCGGUGCAGCCAAUGGAGUUCUGGUGAUUGGGAUAGUCACUUCAUUCGCGGCACUCGUGGCAGUAGCGAGCGGAGGCUUGCACUGGGAGGCUCUUCUCAAGGCUAACUUUGAAGCUGUUCCCAUGAGUAUACCCAUUGUCGCCCUCUCGUUCGUCUACCAGAAUGUGGUGCCUGUUCUUUGCACGAAUCUUGAAGGAGACCUGUCGAAAGUAAGAACCGCGAUUAUUCUUGGCACAGCCAUACCUCUUGGCCUGUUUCUCGUGUGGAACGGCGUAAUUCUCGGAUCAAUCAUGGAUUCUGCAGUGGGCGAGAAGAUGAUCGAUCCUCUCGAGCAGCUGAGAUCGAGCAAUGGGCUUGUGGGUCCAAUAGUUGAAGCAUUUUCUCUUCUUGCAAUAGCAACUUCAUACAUUGGAUUCGUCUUAGGCCUCUCGGAUUUCCUCUCCGACCUACUGAAACUCCCGGUCGGUCAGAACAAGCCUCUUCCAUACAUCCUAACGCUGGUUCCGCCUCUUGUGCUGUCCCUAUUGGACCCGGAAAUCUUCUUCAAAGCUUUGGAUUUUGCUGGAACCUAUGGAGUUUUGGUGCUGUUUGGGAUUCUGCCGGCAGCAAUGGCGUGGUCGGAUAGGUACUCGGGCUCAUCGAUAAGGAUGCCGGAACUCGUCCCUGGUGGAAAGCUCACCCUUUCGCUCGUGAUGGGAGGCGCCGGCUACGUUAUCCUUUCUGAAUUAGUAGACAACUUCACACGACAACUAUAGGUCAAAAAAGAAAAUGUUUUCUUCACUGGAAAGUUACCACAUCUGUAACAGAAAUAUGCACUUUGGUAAGAUCUUAGAAAUUGUAACAGAAACUAGUUAAUGACACAAGUCACACAACACAGUUACUUUCAUAUA
This is a messenger RNA of Tarenaya hassleriana, 1717 nucleotides long. Its product is annotated as tyrosine-specific transport protein. NCBI's taxonomy places the organism in Eukaryota, Viridiplantae, Streptophyta, Magnoliopsida, Brassicales, Cleomaceae. Gene Ontology annotation, biological process: amino acid transmembrane transport. The transcript is spliced from 14 exons. Bases 98 to 1582 code for a protein of 494 amino acids. The record is from RefSeq and is a predicted model, not a curated record.